Hordeum vulgare subsp. vulgare (domesticated barley) is the source of this 1626-nucleotide messenger RNA. Its product is annotated as fructan 1-exohydrolase-like. The transcript has 6 exons. The record is from RefSeq and is a predicted model, not a curated record. Gene Ontology annotation, biological process: carbohydrate metabolic process. Bases 1 to 1626 code for a protein of 541 amino acids. Gene Ontology annotation, molecular function: hydrolase activity, hydrolyzing O-glycosyl compounds. NCBI's taxonomy places the organism in Eukaryota, Viridiplantae, Streptophyta, Magnoliopsida, Poales, Poaceae.
AUGGCGGAUCUCCUACGGCUGCUCGGGGCGAUGGGCGUUGGUCGGGGCCGGUCGCGCCAAGACCGGUCGCCUACGGGUUCUCGGGGCGACGCGGGGAGGGCCGGGGCUGGUGGCGCCAUGGUCGGACGCCUGCGGCUGCUCGGGGGGGUGGGGGGGGGGCGGGGCAGGUGGCGCCAUGGUCGGCUGCAUGUUGUUGCUUGGGGUGGUGAGGGAGGGCCGGAGCCGGCGGCGGCUUCUCAGGGCGAGGGACGGUCGGGGCCGACGAUAGCUUCUCACAGCGAGGGAGGGCCAAGGGAUUGGGUGGAUCCGAUCUGGCUGAGGAGGAGGCCGGUCCGACGACGGCGGCUCCGGCGCCGGCGAGCGGCGCGGCGGUGGUCAGAGGUGGAGGCGAGGCCGAGGGGCGCGUGGGGCGGCCGGAUCUGGCGGCGGGCGCAGCGCACCAUGCGGCGAGGCGGCGAGGCUGGAGGCGCACGCGUGCAGGGCGGCGAAGUCGAGCGCGGGCGGGCACGAUCCAAAUCCGGCGGCCCGAGUCAACUUCACCGCGUCGGCACGACUCGAAUCCCUGCCCUGCUGCCUGCUUGCCGCCGGACGGGGGAGGCUCCGCUCCUCUCACUUGCCGCUUGCCACGGGCAGCGAUUGUGCGAGGGGAUCAAUGGACGUGGAACCCUCGCGCUCCGCGGGCCACGACAAGCCCAGCGCGGCGGCGUGGGUGUGGAUUCCGUUGACAAGUACAUGAUUGGGGUGUAUGAUCUCCAACGUGAUGCCUUUGUGCCAAAUAAUGUCGUAGAUGAUCGUCGGCUGUGGCUGAGGAUAGAUUACAACACUUUGUAUGCUUCAAAAUCAUUCUUUGACUCAAAAAAGGGCAGGAGGAUUGUAUGGGGUUGGUCCAGGGAGACAGAUAGUCCGUCAGAUGAUCUUGCAAAGGAUGAUCCCCGGGACAAUUUGGUUACCGCCGAUGGCAAGCAGUUGUUACAAUGGCCAGUUGAGGAGAUUGAGUACCUUCGAACAAAUGAAAUCAACCAUCAAGGACUAGAGCUCAACAAGGGAGACCUAUUUGAGAUCAAGGAAGUUGACGCCUUUCAGGCUAAUGUAGAGAUAGACUUUGAGCUGGCGUCCAUCGAUGAAGCCGAUCCUUUUGAUCCUUCCUGGCUUUUGGACCCCGAGAAGCAUUGUGGGGAAGCGGGUGCAUCGGUUCCUGGUGGUAUAGGUCCAUUUGGACUUGUUAUUGUGGCCUCCGACAACAUGGACGAGCACACUGAGGUGUAUUGGAGAGUCUACAAGUCACAGGAAAAGUACAUGGUACUCAUGUGCUCUGACCUAAGAAGGUCUUCCCUGAGACCAGGACUGGAGAAACCAGCCUAUGGAGGCUUCUUUGAAUUUGAUCUUGCAAAGGAAAGGAAGAUAUCACUCAGAACCCUGAUUGACCGGUCGGCGGUGGAGAGCUUCGGCGGCGGGGGUAGGGUUUGCAUCACAUCCAGAGUUUAUCCGGCGGUGCUCACCGACGUCGGCAGGGCCCACAUUUACGCCUUCAACAACGGAAGUGCCACGGUCAGGGUGCCACAGCUCAGGGCAUGGACCAUGAGGAAGGCACAAGUGAAUGUGGAGAAGGGGUGGAGUGUUAUUUAA